GUUUUUGUUGGAAUUGCAUUGUUGGUAUUAUAAGAAUUUGGUAUCUAUUUGGUUUGGAGAAAAAAGAUGGGAGGUCAUGUUAGUAAGAGAUCUGCAGCAUCUACUGCUGCUGCUACGUCUUCGGGUUUGCCUUCGAUGUCUUUGAAAGAUACCCAUCAGAUAAUAUCGGAGUUAAAUGCGUAUGAGGCUGCGUGUAGAUCAGAUACGGAUUUGCAAUCGUUUGAUGCUAUGUUACAUGCUAGGGCUAAUAAUGUGAUCAAUACUUUGGCUGUGGGAGUUGAGGUUCGGGCAUUGUCGUUUGACACGUUGAAGGAAGUUACGGAAUGUUUGUUGGAAAUGAAUCAAGAAGUUGUGAAGGUGAUAUUGCAUUGUAAGAAAGAUAUUUGGAAGAAUCAAGAAUUGUUUGAAUUGGUGGAGGAGUAUUUUGAGAAUAGUCUGCAAACGCUAGAUUUCUGUGCUGCAUUGGAUAAGUGUUUGAAAAGGGUGAGAGAUAGUCAGUUGUUGAUUCUUGUGGCUUUGCAGCAUUUUGAUGAGGAUGAAGGUGGAGAGGAUGAUAAGUAUGAAAAGACGCUCGAGGAUUUGAAGCAUUUUAAGGAUGCUGGUGAUCCGUUCACCGAGGAAUUCUUCACGAUUUUUCAUUCUGUGUAUCGACAGCAAAUGCUGAUGCUUGAUAAGUUACAAGCUAAGAAAAUGAAGUUGGAUAAAAAAGUUAAGUAUAUUCAAACGUGGAGGAAAGUGUCAUCUGUUAUCUUUGUGGCUACUUUUGCAGCAGUGUUGAUAUGUUCUGUAGUGGCGGCUGCUAUGGCUGCACCGGCUGUGGCUGCUGCUCUUACUGCCGCAUCUGCUAUCCCUCUUGGUUCAAUGGGGAAGUGGAUUAACUCCCUUUUAAAGAACUAUGAGAAUGCCAUUAAAGGACAAAAGGAGAUCAUUAGCUCGAUGCAGGUUGGGGGUUUUGUGGCAAUCAGGGACCUUGAUACAAUUCGGGUUCUUGUUGAUAGGCUUAAAAUGGAUAUAGAGGAGAUGAUGAGGAAGGCUGAUCAUGCGAUCGAGGGAGAUGAAAUGAUGAAAAUUGCAAUCGAGGAAAUAAAGAUAAAACUCAAUUCGUUUAUGAAGAAUGUUGAUGAUUUAGGGUUGCAAGCAGAUAACUGCAGCCGUGAUGUUAGACGAGCUAGGACUGUCGUCCUGCAAAGGAUCAUUAAGCCACCACAUAAUCAGUGAAAGAUCCUUGUCUUUGGUAAUGAUUAUCUUCAGAAGUUGAAAACUAAAUUCUUAUAACCCAUUUUGUCCAAAUUGUUUGGGAUUUAGCAGAUGGGUUUAUGAUUCUAUAUUAGGUCUGUUGAUUUAUAUGUUCAUUUGCU
Molecule: messenger RNA, 1358 nt
Organism: Erigeron canadensis
Lineage: Eukaryota; Viridiplantae; Streptophyta; Magnoliopsida; Asterales; Asteraceae
Product: UPF0496 protein At4g34320-like
Exons: 1
Coding region: 67-1218 (383 amino acids)
Source: RefSeq, a predicted model, not a curated record